AGCUAGCAAAACUUAGCGUCUCUACUCCAGCUCAUGUCAGGCAGCUCUCAACGCAUUAGCGGUGUGUCCACCAGCCAGAAUUCGCAGGUUGUUGCUGGCACUGUCCAUGGAUCUGUGUACUUUGGGAGCAGCGAAAGUGAGUGUGCUUAGCUGGUUAUGGCCUCGAAGCAGCAAGAAGCUGACUGGAAAUCUAGACUUGAACGAUGUGCUUAAAUCCCUCCCUACCGCAGAGGACGCGCCGUUCAACGCAUACCAGCGACAACAUGACGUGACCUGCCUUCCCGAUACCCGCGUUGACCUCCUUCAAGAGAUCUACAGCUGGGCUGAUAGCCGAGACGAGCGCUGCAUCUUCUGGCUGAAUGGCUUGGCCGGCACAGGGAAGUCGACGAUUACGCGCACUGUCGCUCGGAUAUAUUUUAAGCAGAAGCGCCUUGGAGCCAGCUUCUUCUUCGAGCGCGGCGGUAGAGACGUCGGUCAUGCAGGCAAGUUCGUCACGAGCAUUGCGUGGCAGCUAGCGAUCAGCAUACCGUCUCUUGGCCAACAUAUAUGCGACGCUCUCAAAGAGCGCCGCGACAUUGCGAGCCACUCUCUUCGUGAUCAGUGGCAGCAACUCGUCCUACGCCCGCUGUCGAAGCUGAACGAAAAUGGUAACCAAUCCGCGUACGUCCUUGUCGUCGAUGCACUCGAUGAGUGCGACAAUGAUAAUGACAUCCGGAUCAUCCUACAUCUCUUGGCCGAAGCUCGAUCGUUAGAGACGGUUCGAUUACGAGUCUUCCUGACGAGCCGGCCUGAAGUUCCGAUCCGAAACGGCUUCGUUCAAAUACCAGAUGGUAAACACCAGGACUUUGUACUCCACAAUAUAUCUCCAUCGAUCGUAGAUCACGAUAUCUCUGUUUACUUUAAGUACAAUCUUACUCUCAUUGGACAGGAACACUCUCUAGGUUCCUGCUGGCCAGGCGAAGAGACUAUCAAACUCCUGAUCCAGAUUGCAGGUGGAUUAUUCAUAUGGGCCGCAACUGCUUGUCGAUUCAUUCAAGAAGGCCUAUUCGCAGAAGAAAGAGUACAAACUCUGCUAGAAGGUAGCACGUCUACUACUGCACCAGAAGAGCACCUCAAUGAGCUCUACACUACUGUCCUAAAGAAGACUAUUCGUCCAGGUUACUCAGCAAAAGAGAAGGAAGAGUUGUAUGGCACUCUACGACAGAUUCUUGGAAGUAUUGCGCUUCUUUUCUCUCCACUCUCUGCCAGCUCGCUUGGCAAGCUGCUCAAUGUCACGAAGCAAAAGAUUGAUCGGAUCCUGAAGGAUCUUUAUGCGAUUCUAGACAUCCCGAAGGGUGACAUCUACCCACUCCGUCUACAUCACCCUUCGUUUCGGGACUAUCUCCUCAACAAGGCCAGGUGCAAAGACCCAGAGUUCUGGGUAGACGAGAAGCAAGCCUAUCAAGUAUUAACCGACAGCUGUAUACGGCUUAUGUCAACAUCACUUAAGCAAGAUAUCUGUUGUGUAGAUGCCCCCGGCAUGCUUGUAGCCAAUGUCGAGAGAAGCCGAGUUGAACAAAGUCUUCCUCCUGAAGUCCAGUACGCAUGUCUUUACUGGAUCCAGCAUCUCCAGAAAAGCGGUGCUCGACUUUACGACAAUGG
Molecule: messenger RNA, 1641 nt
Organism: Eremomyces bilateralis CBS 781.70
Lineage: Eukaryota; Fungi; Ascomycota; Dothideomycetes; Eremomycetales; Eremomycetaceae
Exons: 1
Source: RefSeq, a predicted model, not a curated record